AAGAGAAACUCGAGAUUUUCCAACAACCACAACCCACAACGCAUAAACCAAACAAGAGAUUGAAAAUUUCUGGAGCAAGAGAGAGAGAGAUGGAGGUGAAGAAAGCAGGGGCGUCGUUGGAUUCGGUGAUCUCAGGGUUCAACCGUCGGAUCGCGGAGCUUCAAGACCUCGUUAUUGCGCGAAACAUGUAUCCGGCGAGCAGCGUCACCGAUUUGUCGGCCGUUGACGCCGCAGUGAAGGCCAUGGAGCUUCAGGUUCAGGCCAUCAAGGACCGCCUACGCGACGAAACCCUAGCCAUCCCCAAAGCCAAAAAACUCAUCGAUGCGGCGGUGAAGCAGCAAAAGAAAUUGCAGAACCUGUCAAUUUUUGUGCCCUCACAUAUUCCUGAAAGAAUGUCUAUGUUGGGUUUGGAUACUAAUGAAUUGAACUUUACUUGUUGUGAAUCGAAGUGA
Messenger RNA from Prunus avium (sweet cherry), 452 nucleotides. Lineage: Eukaryota; Viridiplantae; Streptophyta; Magnoliopsida; Rosales; Rosaceae. The record is from RefSeq and is a predicted model, not a curated record.